This is a messenger RNA of Ornithodoros turicata, 1738 nucleotides long. It is a transcript of the gene RIOK1, whose product is annotated as serine/threonine-protein kinase RIO1-like. Gene Ontology annotation, biological process: maturation of SSU-rRNA. NCBI's taxonomy places the organism in Eukaryota, Metazoa, Arthropoda, Arachnida, Ixodida, Argasidae. The record is from RefSeq and is a predicted model, not a curated record. Gene Ontology annotation, cellular component: cytosol; preribosome, small subunit precursor. The coding region runs from base 86 to 1693 and encodes 535 amino acids. Gene Ontology annotation, molecular function: protein serine/threonine kinase activity; ATP binding. The transcript has a single exon.
GGCGCUACAGUCGACCACGUGUGCUGUCAUCUGUUCUUGGUUGAGUGCAUUCAUUUUUAUUGAGUGGUCAUAUAUACUGUCCGAAAUGAUCGACGACGUUGUCGAAGGCCAGUUCGACGAUGCGGACGAUGUGACUGAAAUCGGUGAUCGCGUAUCGCGUACGCACCUCGGCGCGGACACGCUUGCCGCUGGCGAUCACUACAGCAGCGAGGACGACUUCGUGAGUUCAGGUAGUGACGAUGAACUUUACGAAUGGGGCCUCACGCAGAAGGGCAUUAUAAUGGCUCCAAAGGCCAGUGCCGCACACCCUAAUGCACAAUCCGGUUCGAAAAACAUAAUGAAAUUUCAGUCCAGCUCCAAAGUGUUGUCAGGGAAGUUUUCGGGAAAGAUCAACCUGAAUCACUACGAAGGCCCACCUGUGUCAAAUUCCGCCGUCAACGUCCUAAACGAAGCCGGCCGCAAAUACGACUCCGACAGGGUCCGCGUUCGGGACAAAGUCGAGAGGGCGACAGUUGAGCAGGUGCUGGAUCGCAAUACCCGCAUCGUGCUCUUCAAAAUGCUGAAUAGGGGUGUCUUCAAAGAGAUCAACGGCUGCAUCAGCACCGGAAAAGAAGCGAACGUGUAUCACGCGACGACCGAGGAAGGCCUGCACCGCGCCAUCAAAGUCUACAAGACCUCUAUACUGGUGUUCAAAGACCGUGACAGAUACGUGAGCGGCGAAUUUCGCUUCCGCAACGGCUACUGCAGCAGUAACCCCAGGAAGAUGGUCCGCACGUGGGCCGAGAAAGAGAUGAGAAACCUCUCCCGCAUCCACAGCGCGGGUGUCACGUGUCCGAAACCAGUAACCCUUCGAAGUCACGUCCUCGUCAUGGAGUUCGUCGGAAAGGACGGCUGGCCCUCGCCCAAAUUGAAAGACGUCGAGUUGAGCGAGUCGAAGGCGCGCGAACUCUACCUCGACUGCAUCCUGAUGAUGAGGAGACUCUACCACGACUGCCGCCUCGUGCACGCCGACCUCAGCGAGUACAACCUGCUUUACCACGAGGGCAAAGUGGUCACCAUAGACGUGUCUCAGUCCGUCGAGCACGACCACCCCAACGCGCUGGAGUUCCUCCGGAAGGAUUGUACCAACAUAACGGACUUCUUUGCGAAGUGUGGGGUGAAGACCAUGACGAUGCGGCAGCUUUUCGACUUUGUCACGGAUCCGAACAUAAACGACGGCAACAUCGACGCGUACCUCGAACGUGCCCAGGAACUGGUGGACCAGCAGGAAGACGAAAUGCGCCACAACGUCGACGAAGAGGUCUUCAAGAAGUCCUACAUUCCGCAGAGGUUGGAUCAGGUGCUGGACUUUGAGAAGGACAUUGUCGAAGUGCAGGAACGGAACAAGGAAAUCUUGUACCACACCAUCACGGGGAUGAAGGCUGACCUCUCCGGGCCAGCUCAGAAGCCAGCUCUGCUGGGUGAAGUCAGCUCCGAGAGCGACGGCUCCGGAGAAAGCGAGGACGACGACGAUGACGUCGAAAAGGAAGGGUCCAAGUUUAGGAACAUGGCUCGACCGAGGGAGGAGACCCUCGAGGAAAAGAAAGAGAGGAAGAAGGCAGUGAAAGAAGCAAAGAAGGAGAAGCGACAGAGCAAGAUUCCAAAGCAUGUAAAGAAGAAGAAAGAGAAACAGGGCAAAAUGCGGAAGAAAUGAAGGGAAAAUUGCUUCAUACAGAAAAUAAUAUCACAAACUCUAUGA